AUGUCGACUGAAGAUAUUAUUAUUAAAGAAGAACCAAUUGUUGAUAGAACUAUUCAUUUUUUAAUUCCAGCACUUUCUGCAGAUGAACCAUCACAUAUUCUUAGUUUACCUGAAACAUUUGCUAUACAACAGAGUCCAUUGGAAAUACCAUUACCAUCAGGAAAAUAUAUUCUUGCUCCAAGUCCAAGUGAAUUAUUUCAUUAUUAUGAAUCAGUUCAACCUCAAAUGAAUAGUAUUAUAUCUUCAUCUGAAGGUAUUAUUGAUCAUUUAACAUCUGAAAAUUUUAUUCAUAUUGUUGAAAAUUUAUCGGAAUAUUCAAUUCCUUGUCCGGUUUUACAAAGUCAUGUUGAUAAAUCAACAUCAAUGAUUUCAAUGGAUGAUUUUGAUGAAACAAUAUCAAAUCCACCACCAAUUACAGAAUAUUAUUUUCGUCCAAGUCCAUCAUAUUAUGAUCCAAUUUGUGAAUAUUCAUCUUCAACCAUUGAUGAUCCAAAUUUAUUUAUACAUAAUGAACAAUUAACAUCAUAUUUAAAUAAUUCAAGUAAUAGUUCAUCGAAUUGUGAUGUUAAUUAUCAAUGGACAACAUUACCUGUUACAAUAGCAUCAUCGAAUAAUAUAAAUUGGAAAAAAGUUCGUUCAAAUGGAAACCAUAAUAAUAAAAUAAAAGCACGAAAUAGUCGAAAACGUACUAAAUUUUCUAAUGGUGAUCUUGAAAUAUUAAAUUUAUUUUUUGAAAGAAAUCCUAUGCCAUCUCGAUCAGAUAUAUCAAUUUUAUCAGAAAAACUUGCUUAUCCACGUUAUAUUAUUCAAGUAUGGUUUUAUAAUAAACGUCAAUCACUUAAACGAGCUAAUUCCUCAUCAUCUCGAUUAGAUAGAAUUGCAAAAUGA
Molecule: messenger RNA, 888 nt
Organism: Rotaria sordida
Lineage: Eukaryota; Metazoa; Rotifera; Eurotatoria; Philodinida; Philodinidae
Source: the annotation of a GenBank genome assembly